GUUGUGUGCCGCCUGCCUAUGUCGGGGUUGGGGCGGCUGGAGCUCCCCUGGGCACCACCACAGACAUCGAUGAGUACGGACAGUCGUCCUCCUUACCAAAAGUUCCCAAGUACGCUCAACAAACGCUAAUUUUCUCCUACGAUUUUCUUCCUGUUACAAAAUCGGACUGAUUUGUGGGCACAACUCUUCACUCAAGUAACUCGCAUUCUUGGUGUGUUCUUAUUUCAUCUCAAUGUUCUUUAUUUUAAUUUUCUCUCCUCAGAUUUCCAGUCAUGCUGCCCAGAAGAGGACGCUUCUUCGUUUGCUUCACUCCUCCUGGCCUUUUGCUAAUGGCUUUGUGGGGAGCCAGCAGCAUGCCAGCUUCAUCUUCAGCACCAGACCAAGACUCCUGUCUGCCCAUCCACUGCACCUGCAACUUCUCUGCAGCUGCAGCCCCCCAGAUUGUAACGGUGGUCUGGCACCAGUAUGCGGAUACACUGCAAAGCACUCUGGGGCCUAGUGAUCAGCAUCUCAUGGACGGCAAAGACAUUCGAGUUAAUUGUGGCCUUCUGGUGGACAACUGUAACGGGACGUGUGGCGCCACUCUGUGCUUCAGGACUCACUCGCACGCCUCUGAUCUGACUGUGAUGCUACGCAGAAACAAUGCCACAUUGUUGGCCAGUGACAACGUGUUUAUGUCCUGCUACAGCCGUGCCAGUCUUCCUGCUACGACACACCUGAAUGGGACCAGGAUGGUCGGCUUAACUUGGCUCUCCAAGGACCUGACGAUAUCGGAUGUGGAGCGAGGUAGGAACAUCUCCUUCCACAGGGAACAGAAUGAAACAGGCAAAAGAAAAUUGUUUGCCCCCCUGAUUCCGACCCAUCUUCCACUUUUACUUGCUUUAUUUUUGGACAUUUCCAACGAUGAGAUGCCCGAGGGAAUCUGA
This is a messenger RNA of Erpetoichthys calabaricus (reedfish), 926 nucleotides long. RefSeq lists its product as uncharacterized. The transcript has 3 exons. NCBI's taxonomy places the organism in Eukaryota, Metazoa, Chordata, Cladistia, Polypteriformes, Polypteridae. The record is from RefSeq and is a predicted model, not a curated record. Bases 273 to 926 code for a protein of 217 amino acids.